Trypanosoma grayi is the source of this 3489-nucleotide messenger RNA. RefSeq lists its product as hypothetical. Gene Ontology annotation, molecular function: protein binding. Lineage: Eukaryota; Euglenozoa; Kinetoplastea; Trypanosomatida; Trypanosomatidae. Gene Ontology annotation, biological process: positive regulation of TOR signaling. The transcript has a single exon. The record is from RefSeq and is a predicted model, not a curated record. The coding region runs from base 1 to 3489 and encodes 1162 amino acids.
AUGGUGGAGGUGGUGAUCGGCACCGGCCAUCUCCGCGUGGAGCGCAUCGCGUGGGACCCACACAACCCCUACACGCUUGCCCUCACCUCCAACGCGACGCACUUUGAGAUGUGGACGAUCCCGGUGGUGGAUAAGUGCGUGCACCCGCCGCGGCUCACGCUGCGCCCGCCCGAGCAUGACGAGCGCUCCACAACGCGUGGCGUCGCCUUCUCGCCGUCAGACCCGAACCUCAUCAUCGUCAUUGUUGAGGCGGGGAACGCGGGGAAGGUGAUCAUUUACGACAGACGGCAUGUGGAGGUGUUGCGCAGCUUGGAGACCACAGGACCAUGUCUCGCCGUUGCGUUUCAUCCAACCUUCUGUGACCUCCUCGCGGUGUGCUACCGAAAGGCAAAGACGAAAACGGACUCGCGUGUGCAGUUCUUCCGCGUUUUAAGUGAGGUGAGUCUGAUGGCGCAGAAGCCAACCGCCGGUAUGGGUAACAACAACAACAACAAGAACUAUAGCAGCACUGGGGGCAGCAAUAGUUACUUGGCCAAGCUCCGUGACGGUGCGCCACUGGUGGAGCAGGACAUGGUGCCUCCCAUUGACAGCGUUGAUUCGCUUCACCGUCUGCGGUGGCGGCCCUGUGUUGUUGGCACGGCCGCGGUGGUAGGAGACGCUUCUGUUGAUGUCAAUGAUGUUGGUGGGAUUGAUGCCAUCUCUUCACAGUUGUGGUUCGCCACGACGGCGCUCAAUGGGCAGGAAAUUAGCGUAUGGGAUGCCGCUAACGGCUUCUCUCCUGUCUUUUCCAUCAAGAGUGUCUGCAACGGUCGCGAACCGACGCAGCGCGAGCGCACUUUGCGAGAACCAACGGAUUGCGUUUGGGUGAAUGCCCUGACGCUCGUCUCUGUCUUCAAGGACGGCAAGGUCAUUCUCACUUGCCUGCUGGAUGAGCCGACCGCGAGCAAGGACAUGCUCUUCCGCGGUGGAGGCAUUCCUAACACCGCAACUGUAGGGGUGGAGGAGGAGUCUGAUGUGUUCAGCCUCGGUGCGAUUCUGCCGACAGCAGCGGUGGUGGCGGACUACUUUGGGCGCAGCUUCGUGACUCGCAACACGACAUCGCACCUCCGCGAGUACUACACAAAGAUCAUCAACGCAGAGAAGAGCGAGAUGCUGGAGCAGCUCUCCGCACGGGAAGCCAGCUGCAGCAAUAGCAACAACCAUAGCAACACGGUUGCUGGUGGGAUCGGCGCCUUUGGACUCUCUACCUCCAGCUCGCCGGUGGCGGCAAAACACUACCGUGAGUCCACGCGCAUGACACCUGUCAGUGGCGCGACGUUUGACGCCCGCCAUACCCCAAUGCNGCAGACGUCGGUGACGCAAACACCAUUGCACAUAUCGCCUUUUUGUCCACGCGGUCUCAGCUCCGUCUCCACCUUGUCUCUCGCGGGAGGAAGUGUCACCGCGGGCGGUAGGCGGCUGGAGUCGCUGUUUUCCUUGCUUUCCUCGCUUGUCGCCAAUGGAGACACAGAGGCAGAGACAGAUAGCAAGGGUCUAGAGGGUGUGGGCCAGCGAUGCACAACAGCAAUAGCAGGCGCAGCGCCUCCUCCGCAAAUUCCGUCGUUGUCGUCGUCCCUGCCAGCGUCACGUGCGAUUGCGGUUGCGCCUCGCCGGCAGAACUCCAGGUGUGGUUUGGAUGUGCAGAGUGAAAACAGUCAAGACGAAAAGGCCUGGACAUUCCUGACGCGGUGCAGUGGAGCAGCAGCUGCUCUUGUGUCUGCAACGACGACAACGAGGGCAGAAUCACACAGAGCGAGUUCGGCCCCAACAGAUGUUCACUUAUUUGGAGAGUUUAGUGGCGGGCUGGCACGCUCAACAGCAGCGCUGCCUGCUGUUGCUGGUGGCGCGACUGUCACCAGCCCCAUCUCCCUGGCCCCCUCAGACGAUGAGGUGAUCCGGCGGCCGACGUCACACAUGGUGGUGGGGCGAAAGGGCACCAGCGUCUCCGAAACCUCCCUGCAUGAGGUGCCGCUGCCAGGCACCACGCCGCCGUUUAAGGACGGUGGCCGCGGGGCAACGGCAAAGGGGGCUUCACCGCCGUUGGCGCUGCGGUCACUUGUCAACCCGGUGAUUGAGCGAUUCGCACUCUCCGAUGGAGUGUGCGGGUGGGCCUAUGUGGAGCGAUCCUCAGAGCAGGAGACGUUUGUGCGCUACGCGACGCAAUGGGAGGUGGGCUACGAUGUGGCACGGCAAAUGAGAGCUGUGCGUCACGCCGCCGCUGCCGCUGCUGCAGUGGUCUCUCCUCCUGUUUUCGUCGAAGAAGAAGAUACAGCCGUAGUCAACACGUACGAAGUGGACCGCCGUUUUGCCCGAAUGAUGGCGCACAAUGCCAAGGUGUGCGAAGUGAGAGAGCGAGAGAUGCAAAAACGCAAUGGUGUUGGUUCCAUGAGCGCAGGCAGUAGCGUUACGAAGGCUAGCAAUGGCAGACGAGAGCGACGUGGAACUGGCGGAGGUGCAAUGGCUUCCGUCGAUCCUCGUGGACAACUCUGGGCAGCUGCUGCGCAGGCGUUGCACAGCCAUAACAUCACGCUCAUCACAUCCAUCGUUCGUAGCCAGUUGGACUACGCUUCCCUUGUCGGUGAUGUGCAGUACUGUGCCGUUCUGUACCUGCUUUUCUGUCUGUGGUGGAAGCAGCGGCAUGUGUACAUGGACCGCUACCCAUGCCCGCUGCUUCCCCAUGACGACAGCACUACUAGCAAUACCCCAGGCGGCGCGAUGUGCAAUGGAGCUUCCAGUGACGACACCUGCACACCACGACAGUGGCGGCUUCGCGCCCUGCAGUGGGUGGAGCAGUACGUCUCGCGUCUGUACGCACGGGAGCUCUACGUGCCUUUGAACGAGCUGCUGCUGAUUGUGCCUGAUGUGAUGGGUGGUUCCAGCCCAGGGCUGCCGCGGGCGGAGGACUUUGCGCAGAAAUUAUUCACCUGUGUGUACUGCGGUAUGUGCCCAAAGGCUGAGUUGGUGCCGCGGCCUCCAAAAGACAGCAAGCUGUUGCUUGCCUCGCGUCCCACAACCCCUGUGCUGCCGCGUGAUGUGAGUGGUGGUGAGGACGCGCACGGGAGCAGCGCAGAUGAGGAAUCUGGCAGCAUCUGCGCAGGUUCUCUUAGCUCCUCUACCUCCUCCUCUGAGGGCGGUCGCGGUCUUCCUGCCGCAGGUGGUUCCGCCGACGAGGCGGAGGCAGAGGGGAAGGUGAAGUGGAACGCCGACGGUGUUAUUCCUCUUGCUGGUGGUCUCGGUCUGCGCAAUGCUGUCUGUCGCCGCUGCCGCAGCACAACUCUCAUGACAUGCGUCAUCUGUGAGGAGGUGGUGGAGGGAAUGUACUUGUGGCUGCGCUCCUGCGGCCACGGGGGCCACGUGCACCACGUUAAGGAGUGGCUUCAGGUGUCUGGCGAGUGUCCCCGCUGUGGGGUGCCUAUCCUGCCACCAGAGGAAGCAAACGAGGAUGUUUGA